Molecule: messenger RNA, 1119 nt
Organism: Diuraphis noxia (Russian wheat aphid)
Lineage: Eukaryota; Metazoa; Arthropoda; Insecta; Hemiptera; Aphididae
Product: alpha-tocopherol transfer protein-like
Cellular component (GO): membrane
Molecular function (GO): phosphatidylinositol bisphosphate binding
Source: RefSeq, a predicted model, not a curated record
AUUUGUAAUAAAAAAAUUUGAGGUACUUUUUUUUAAAAAACAAUAAUGGAAACUUUAGAAAAACAUUUUAAAGUUACUGCUCAGCAAGAGUAUGAAAAAAAUCCACAAUUGUCUGCAACAGACGUAGAAGAGCUUCUAAAAUGGAGUAAAGAAAAUAUAAAUUUAUAUGGGAAAUUAAUUGAUCUUCAAAUUAUAAUGUUUUUGCACGCAUGUAACUACGAUAAAGAAUAUGCAAAAAAGGUAAUACGUCAGUGCUAUAAUUUACGAGCUAAGAAGUGCACUCCCUUCUUUUCGGCAAGAGACCCUGCACAUCCUUUCAAUCUAAAACAAUUGGAUGUUGUUAAUAUUAACAUAAUCCCGGACGAAGAAAGUUGCUACAGUUAUAUAUGGUCGCGGUUAAAAAUUGUGGAUGCAUCACAAUAUUAUCCAACUGUGGCGUCAAAACUCACAUUUAUGGCAAUUGAACUCGAUCAAGUCGAAUACGGUACUAAGUCGGGGUACAGAAUGGUACUGGAUUCUAAUAAUUUUAGCUUCAGUCACGCAUUACGUUACUCUCUAUCAAACGCAAGAAAUUUAAUGUUAUACGUCCAGGAAGGCACGCCUUUUGUGAUAGAUAAAAUUUAUAUUCUCAAUGUCACCUCAGGAACCGAAAGACUAUUUUCAACGAUGAAACCGUUCAUGAGCUCUUCAUUAAUAAAUAAAGUUAUAAUAAAAUCAGUUUCAAAAACUGGCGAAUUUAUAAAAACAUUGCCUCAAAAAGUCGUGCCAAAGGACUACGGUGGCCUUGCACCAAUUAUGAGCGAAACCAAUGAAAUCUUGAAACAAAAAUUAUUSGAUAAUCGGGAUUAUUUUUUGGAUGAAGAAAAAUUAAGAAAUGGYAUUGUUAAAGAUGAAGUAGACACAACAGUUGGUGACAAUGAAAAUGACAAGAAUAAUAUACAUUCUUUUAAAAACUUAAGCAUUGAUUAAACUCAUUUUCAAUAUAUAUUUUUUUAACUUAAUUAUUUUUAAUUCAGAUGAUUUAAAUUUAUAAAUACCAUAAAAGAUAUUGAACUUAUUAUAGAUCAAGAUGUUUUAUUUUUCAAUAAGCAUUUAGCUGUUAUAUAUUUAUUUAUUGUA